AUGGCGUCCCUCUUCAUCAAUGGCAGCAUCCUAACCAGGUCUGAGGCCGGCCUCGCCGACCAGCCGACGUUUGCCGAGAGCAUGUUUGUAAAAGACGGCAUCAUCCAAGCCAUCGGCACAAAAGAGGAGCUGUCAGCCAAGUUCAGCGGCCCUGACGUGGCAGUCCAGGACCUCGCGGGGAGGACCAUCCUCCCAGGCUUCAUCGACGGUCACAUGCACCUGCUGCUGCUAGGCCAGUCUCUGCGCAAGGUCGGACUCGAGCACUGCAAGAACCUCGACGACAUCCUCAACACUUUGCGAGACUAUGCCAAGUCAAACCCGGAUGUGCCAAGGAUCAUGGCCAAGGGGUGGAUGCACUCCAUGACCCCCGACGGCGUCACGGCCAAGCUGCUCGAUGAGAUUGACUCGCGGCCUAUUUACGUCGACACAAAGGACAUGCACUCGACGUGGUGCAACUCGGCGGGUUUGGAAGAGAUGAAGGUGGCCGACAUGGCGGACCCCCCAGGUGGCAUCAUCGAGAGAGACGAGCAGGGUAGGCCAUCAGGAGUCCUGAGUGAAGGCUCAGUGCUAUCCAUCGUAUGGCCUCACCAGGCUUCAGUGGCCACAAAUGAGGACCGCAUCGAGUGCAUGCUCGCAGCUUUUGAAGCCUACAACUCCUCUGGAUACACAGGCCUCAUCGAGAUGGCCAUGGACGAGGCAGCCUGGGAAUCUCUCACCGAGCUCAAGACCCGUCACCCAGAAGUCUCGAUGCGUAUCACGGCCUACUGGAUCAUCAAGCCCGCCGACACAGCAGAGGAACGAGCCCGCCAAGUCGACCGAGCCAUCGAGCUAGCGGCCAAGUACAACAAGGAGAAGUCUCCAGACCUGCGCAUCGCGGGUAUCAAAGUCAUCUGCGACGGCAUCAUCGACGCCUGCACAUCCUUCCUCUCAGAGCCGUACGCCACGGCCCCAUCACCGCCUCCCAUCUGGACCCGUGAGGACCUUGAGCCUGUGGUGAAGAAGGCCGCAGAGGCAGGUCUCCAGAUCGCGCUGCACGCCAUCGGAGACGCAGCCAUCACCAUGGCGGUAGACAUGCUCGAAAAGUACGGCAAGGCUGGUGGCAGACACAGGAUCGAGCAUCUCGAGGUGGCAUCCCCUGAAGACGCAAAGCGUCUCGGCAAGCUGGGCCUCACAGCGUCCAUCCAGCCCGUCCACGCCGACCCGGCCAUCCUCCGCGCCUGGCCUCGUCUCAUCGGAGACCGCUGCAAGCGAGCCUUUGCGUACCGCGAGUUCGCAGACUCUGGAGCUCUCCUAGCCCUGGGCAGCGACAGCCCAACAGCACCUUGGAACCCUCUUCACAACAUCUACGUCGCCACAACCCGUCGAUCGGCGAGGGAGCCUGAGUGCGAGGAGGUAGUCAACGAGAACUUCCGUCUAGGAGUCUGCGAGGCGGUGGUGGCUGGUUCAGCGGGAGCGGCAAAGAGUGUGUUCCAGGAUGAUCGUGUAGGAAGUCUCGAGGUUGGUAAGAUCGCCGACAUUAUCGUGGUGGACAUGCAGUGGGAGGCAACUCAGCUGCUCAAGGCCGAGGUCAAGGAGACUUGGUUCGGAGGAAAGAAGGUCUGGAGUUCGAGAGUAUAG
This is a messenger RNA of Fusarium keratoplasticum, 1617 nucleotides long. RefSeq lists its product as uncharacterized. The record is from RefSeq and is a predicted model, not a curated record. Lineage: Eukaryota; Fungi; Ascomycota; Sordariomycetes; Hypocreales; Nectriaceae. Gene Ontology annotation, molecular function: hydrolase activity, acting on carbon-nitrogen (but not peptide) bonds. Bases 1 to 1617 code for a protein of 538 amino acids. The transcript has a single exon.